Pelobates fuscus (common spadefoot toad) is the source of this 1951-nucleotide messenger RNA. It is a transcript of the gene CCT2, whose product is annotated as chaperonin containing TCP1 subunit 2. The coding region runs from base 90 to 1697 and encodes 535 amino acids. NCBI's taxonomy places the organism in Eukaryota, Metazoa, Chordata, Amphibia, Anura, Pelobatidae. The transcript has 16 exons. Gene Ontology annotation, cellular component: chaperonin-containing T-complex; cytosol. Gene Ontology annotation, molecular function: ATP-dependent protein folding chaperone; ATP binding; ATP hydrolysis activity. The record is from RefSeq and is a predicted model, not a curated record. Gene Ontology annotation, biological process: protein folding.
CUUUACGGUUAGCUGGUGCGACACUUCCUGUCAGAAGCCGGCGGUUGCAGAAGUAGCGUGUUCUCUGCCAUUGUGUGUCCGCUGUAAUCAUGGCUUCUCUUUCGCUAGCACCCAUGAAUAUAUUUAGAGCUGGAGCUGAUGAAGAAAGGGCAGAAACAGCUCGUCUGUCCUCAUUUGUUGGAGCAAUUGCAAUUGGAGACUUGGUUAAGAGCACUCUGGGACCUAAAGGAAUGGACAAGAUUCUCCUGAGUGGUGGUCGAGAUAGCAUUGUAACUGUAACCAAUGAUGGUGCAACUAUUCUGAAGGCUAUCGGCAUUGACAAUCCUGCUGCCCAGGUUUUGGUUGACAUGUCCAAAGUCCAGGAUGAUGAAGUAGGCGAUGGAACCACCUCUGUGACAGUGUUGGCAGCAGAGUUGCUCAGAGAAGCUGAAAAUUUGGUGGCCAGGAAGAUUCAUCCACAGACCAUAAUUGCUGGAUGGAGAAAAGCAACCCAGGUUGCCAGGGAAGCACUCCUGAAAGCCGCAGUGGAUAAUGGGAGUGAUGAAGAGAAGUUCCGUGCUGACCUUUUGAAUAUUUCUCGCACAACUUUGUCUUCCAAACUGCUCACUCACCAUAAAGAUCACUUUGCUAAGCUAGCCGUAGAAGCUGUUCUUAGGUUGAAAGGCUCUGGCAAUCUGGAAGCUAUUCACAUUAUUAAGAAGUUGGGUGGAAGUUUGACAGAAUCUUACCUGGAUGAAGGAUUUUUGUUGGAUAAGAAAAUUGGUGUAAACCAGCCCAAACGUAUAGAAAAUGCAAAGAUUCUAAUUGCCAACACAGGAAUGGACACUGACAAAAUAAAGGUGUUUGGCUCACGUGUACGUGUGGACUCUACAGCAAAGGUGGCAGAUAUCGAGCAGGCAGAGAAAGAAAAGAUGAAAGACAAAGUGGACCGUAUUCUAAAGCAUGGCAUUAACUGCUUUAUUAACCGACAGCUGAUUUAUAAUUACCCGGAGCAGCUAUUUGGUGCAGCUGGUGUAAUGGCCAUUGAACAUGCCGAUUUUGCUGGUGUGGAACGUUUAGCUCUUGUAACAGGUGGUGAAAUUGCAUCCACCUUUGAUCAUCCAGAGCUGGUAAAGCUUGGAAGCUGCAAACUGAUUGAAGAAGUAAUGAUUGGAGAGGAUAAGCUAAUUCACUUCUCUGGUGUUGCAAUGGGUGAAGCUUGUACUAUUGUUCUUCGCGGUGCAACGCAACAGAUUUUAGAUGAAGCCGAGAGGUCCUUGCAUGAUGCUCUGUGCGUACUUUCUCAGACAGUGAAAGAUACCAGGACAGUAUAUGGAGGAGGGUGCUCAGAGAUGCUGAUGGCAAAUGCUGUAGCAGAACUUGCAACGAGGACCCCAGGGAAAGAGGCAGUGUCCAUGGAAUCGUUUGUUAAAGCACUGCAGAUGUUGCCAACAAUUAUCGCAGAUAAUGCCGGAUAUGACAGUGCUGACCUGGUAGCACAGCUAAGAGCAGCUCACAGUGAAGGAAAGUCUACCUAUGGCUUGGAUAUGAAAAAUGGCAUAAUUGGGGAUAUGGCAGAGUUGGGCAUAACUGAAAGCUUCCAAGUGAAAAGACAAGUUCUGCUUAGUGCGGCUGAAGCUGCGGAAGUGAUUUUGCGCGUGGAUAAUAUCAUAAAAGCAGCCCCAAGGAAACGUGUCCCAGACCAUCAUCCCUGCUAAGCACUCUUUAAACCCCAAGGAUUUGUGGACCAGACUCCAGCUGUCUGCUUGCAUGGCUGACCAGAAGGUUUCCAGACAAGCAAAGUUACAGAAUAAUUAGUCAUCAUCUAGGCACUUGCAGAUCACUCUCAUACUGUACCUGGGUUUAUUUAUUUUGCGGAAGAUGCAUUUUGCUUUCUCAGAUGCAGUUUGUACACAUCUGUGUUUAUAAUGUACUCUUUCAUUAUGCGCACUGAAAUAAAACGUUUCCCUAA